Molecule: messenger RNA, 2526 nt
Organism: Knipowitschia caucasica
Lineage: Eukaryota; Metazoa; Chordata; Actinopteri; Gobiiformes; Gobiidae
Source: the annotation of a GenBank genome assembly
AUGUCAAUGCACCGCUCCGAUGGGAUGUCCAUCGCUCACGCUUUGGCCAUGACUGUCGCAGAGAUCCCUGUGUUUCUCUACUCUACCUUUGGGCAGUCUGUGUUUUCACAACUUAAGCUCAGCCCAAGCUUGAAAAAAGUGCUGUUCGCGACCGCCUUGGGAAGUGUGGCCUUGGCUCUCACCGCUCACCAACUGAAACGACGAGGGCGGAAAAGGAAAGCAAAAGAUGUGCAGAAGACCGUGGUUAUUCCCGAUGCCGUGAUUAGAGUUGGCCGACCCUCGUCACUGAAACGUGGUCCACCGACGGGGAGACAAAUGAUCAGCCCCAGCACUCGCAGCAACGACACGAUGAGUGGAAUAUCCUCACUCGCUCCUAGUAAACAUUCAAGCUCCUCACACAGCCUGGCUUCUAUGCGAGUCCCCAGCUCCCCAAACCAGUCUGCAAAACCCACGUUGGAUGGCGAGACCGUUUUAGAAGAAAGAUCAAUGGUAGAAGAUGCAAACGCAGAGAAUCUAUAUCUAAUGGGAAUGGAGCUGUUCGAAGAGGCUUUGAAAAAAUGGGAGCAGGCCCUAAACAUACGUCACGGAGCCGAGUCCACGUCCAGCGACAACAGUGUCGCUCUCAGAGGAGCCGUGUACGAACAGCCAGAACUGAAUGAAACUCAAAGCAAAGUGUUUGCCGAGAAGCUGGAAACUCUUUUACACAGAGCAUAUCAUCUACAGGAAGAUUUUGGGAGCAGUAUUCCAGCAGAUAGUGUGUUGGCAGACUUUGAAAGUGAAGGAACUCUCAUCUUGCCGUGUGUAGAAAGUUUUCACAGAUUGCAGGAUGAAGAUGCGACGACUGUUACCUCUGAGGACUCUUUCUUCUCAGCUGCAGAGAUUUUUGAUGCGCUGUCAUUAGAUCAAGUCUACCAACCGUUACGGCCGUCAGCUCUUUAUGAGGAUGCUAUUUCUCUGGUGCGGGAGGGGAUUGUAGCCUUCAGAACAUUACGGACAGAAAUACUGGAAUGUUACAGUGACCAAGACUUUCUCGCCAAACUCCACUGUGUGAGACAAGCGUUCCAGAUGCUUCUGAUGGACGAAAGUCACCGAACCUUUUUCAUGGAAACAGGAAAACAAAUGAUUGCGGGGUUAAUGGUGAAGGCAAACAAGAGCCCUAAAGCGUUUUUAGAGAGCUAUGAAGAUAUGCUGCUUUACACUAAAAGAGAAGAAACGUGGCCUGUCACUAAGAUGGAGCUGGAGGGUCGUGGAGUGGUCAACAUGAAUUUCUUUGACAUCGUGUUAGACUUCAUCCUGAUGGACGCGUUUGAAGACCUGGAAAACCCUCCCUCGUCCGUCGUGGCCGUGCUCCGGAACCGCUGGUUGUCGGACAGCUUCAAAGAGACGGCUUUAGCCACUGCCUGUUGGUCCGUCUUAAAAGCCAAGAGACGCCUACUCAUGGUUCCCGACGGGUUCAUCUCACACUUCUAUGCCAUAUCGGAACACGUUAGCCCCGUUUUAGCGUUUGGGUUUUUAGGGCCAAGGCAACAUCUAAGUGAAGUCUGCACCAUUUUUAAGCAACAAAUCGUCCAAUAUCUGAAGGACAUGUUUGACCAUGACAAAGUCCGCUUCACCUCUGUCUCCUGCCUGGCCGAGGACAUUCUGAGCCUGUCUCAUCGCCGCAGUGAGAUCCUUCUGGGGUAUCUGGGAAUCGAAAGUCUCCUGGAGCUCAAUGGGCGUCAGUGCAGCGUGUUGUCUGUGGGCUUCCGUCUAUUGGCCGCAGCGUAUCCCGGGGCGGGCCGCUCUCUGCCCGGUUGUGUCCGGGGUAAGAUGGCGUUGGAAGAACAUUGCUCGGCACCACCUCGAUGGCGCUGUAUAUCUUUGACACAUAUCGAGUUUGCUGAUGGGGACCUUACAGGACAGAUGCUGGCCUACAUCAGCCUCCUGCCCAUUGCUCUCCUGGUGGGCUUCGUGACCCUCAUCGUGUUCAAACGGGAGCUACACACCAUUUCAUUCUUCGCCGGGAUCCUCCUCAAUGAAGGGACGAACUGGUUGCUCAAGCACAUAUUCCGAGAGCCCCGCCCGUGUGCAGGAGCCCAUUCCAAUGUGCCGUCAGAGUAUGGAAUGCCGUCCAGUCAUUCCCAACUCAUCUGGUUCUUUGUUGUUUACUUCUUCCUUUUCCUUUAUCUGAGAAUGCAUCAGACAAACAAUGCCCGCUGUGUGGACCUGCUGUGGAGGCACAUCCUGUCAAUCAUUCUGUUGAACAUUGCGUUGCUAGUGUCUUACAGCAGGGUGUAUCUUCUGUACCACACGUGGGGGCAGGUGUUCUACGGCGCCGUCGCUGGUGCUGUGAUCGGUAUAUUAUGGUUCUUCUUCACGCAAGAGGUGCUGACACCAUUAUUCCCUAAAAUAGCAGCGUGGCCACUGUCAGAAUACUUCCUGGUGCGAGACACAAGCCUGAUUCCAAACAUCCUCUGGUUUGAGUACACAGUGACGCGCUCAGAAGCCAGGAACAGACAGCGAAAGCUUGGAACAAAACUUCAGUGA